AAAACGGCCCGAUGUCCGCCCCCCUCAUUUUGGGCGGCUCGUCCCCUUGCUGACCAUGGUUCGCUGCUGCAGCAGUGUGGUAUUCGUCCUGUGGUUCGCGUGUAUGCAUUGGAUGAAUGGUUCCAAGGGAGGGUACGGGGACGAGGUGAGGGGCUGACCGCAGAUAUUAUAGUGUAUUGAGUAGUAGCAGGCAGACAGCCCAAGAUUUUCGUUUUGUGUAACCCUCCCGGGCACCGGACACGGCACACCGUUUAUGGCAUGCGGCAGCAUGUAUUGCUACACAAAAUCAGCGUGGUGGUGGUGAGCGUGCGUCGGCCGAAGGUUGGAAGUAGCGAGGACUGUAACAUGCCCGGACCAGAGGCCAUGCUGGGAAGUAGAAAGGUCGAGGGUACUGUUGUGCAACGGCACGGACAAAGACGGGAAUGGCUGGCAUCAGCUGUCGGCACAUUUUGCCCUGGUCGCUUACUCUUGGCCAGGGAAGGCUGGAGAGCAUCAGGUCUGUACCUUUUGGCUCGCGGAAUGGUGAAAUGGACGGUAUGAUAGCCAUAGUAAUAAGGUAGCGAUUCCCGUUGAGGCUAACACCUCGGUGUCCUGUCCAUGAAUUGGGCUCAAGUCAUUGCCAACAACAGAUCAAACAGCCCUGAGCCAUCAUGUCCCAACCCCAACUCUCACCUCCCGAGUAUGACAGCCCGGGCGGCUUGAUCGCCGGGUCCGUCAUCAUGUGGAUUAUCUCAACGCUCUGUGUUGGCUUGAGAUUCUACUCCAAGAGGUGGAAGCGACAAGGCUACAUUACGGCGGACUGGCUGAUUUUGGUAGCUGCCGUCUUUGCAACCGGAAUGACCGUGAUGGAGAUCUAUGGCGUGAAGGAACAAGCUUUGGGAUAUCCACUAGGGGCAUCGAUCGAAGACCCCAAAGCAGUCAACGGACGUCUGAACAAGGCCAAACAUAUCGAACUCUCGUUCCUGCUCCUCGGUAUCGCCACUCUCGGCUUGAUCAAGCUGUCUGUGUGCUUCCUGUUCUGGCACCUCUUUGCCCGGGUGGUGUUUCGUCGUUUCCUCAUGGUCUGGAUAGCCGUCAUUAUUGUGUGGACUCUGUCCUUUGUCCUGGCUGGCCUGCUAGAAUGCGGUUCCCAUCUCAAGGCAUUGUUCGGACAACCACAGGCGUAUUUGGAUCACUGUGGAAGCGCCAUCCCGACAGGAUAUGCCAUGGUGGGCAGUGAUGUUGCCACCGAUUUCAUCACACUGCUCAUCCCCAUCCCCGUGAUCUUCAGCAUGAAGAUGGACAGGCGUACCCGAUUCUUGACGCUGCUGACCUUUAUGAUCGGUGCCCUGUCCGUGGGUGCGUCCAUCGCCAAAGCCUACAUCUACAUCAAGGCCAGCUUGGGUUUGUGGACGUCCGAUGCCAUCUCCAUGCUCACUGGCCUUUCUAUCUGGAAUCUGGCUGAGGUCCACAUCGGUAUUGUUGCUGCAUGCGGCCCUACGCUGCGACCUAUCCUGGCACGCAUCUUACCAACCGAGAGCCUCCUGUCCCUCAUGUCCCUCCUGGGGGUAAGCUCGAACACGUCCAAGCAGAACGAGCUCCCCAGCUUUGUCAAGAUGCCGGAUGCCGACAGUGCUGAGCAGUUGCAGGCCGGGGUGGAGAAGGUUGGGUCUAAGGGUGCCGAUGGGCCUCGUGGAGUUCGGCAGUACGAGAUGGAAUCAUGGAACGACGCCGAGUCUGAGAGACGUGGUCCGCAUCAUGUCUGAGGAAUAGGUGUUGUCGAGGAUCGAGCGUAGCAACCUGACUGUAUCUAUCACCCUGUCAGAUUGGUCCGACGGCAGAAUGUCGAGGUAGCGUUGAAAUUCAUCAUCGUCUUUGCUUCGCGCAGUCAAAUAACUGAGUGAU
This is a messenger RNA of Neurospora crassa OR74A, 1884 nucleotides long. RefSeq lists its product as hypothetical. The record is from RefSeq and is a predicted model, not a curated record. NCBI's taxonomy places the organism in Eukaryota, Fungi, Ascomycota, Sordariomycetes, Sordariales, Sordariaceae. The coding region runs from base 651 to 1745 and encodes 364 amino acids. The transcript has 5 exons.